Capronia epimyces CBS 606.96 is the source of this 1995-nucleotide messenger RNA. RefSeq lists its product as uncharacterized. Gene Ontology annotation, cellular component: nucleus. Gene Ontology annotation, molecular function: transcription cis-regulatory region binding; zinc ion binding; DNA-binding transcription factor activity, RNA polymerase II-specific. The transcript is spliced from 3 exons. Gene Ontology annotation, biological process: regulation of DNA-templated transcription; DNA-templated transcription. The record is from RefSeq and is a predicted model, not a curated record. NCBI's taxonomy places the organism in Eukaryota, Fungi, Ascomycota, Eurotiomycetes, Chaetothyriales, Herpotrichiellaceae. Bases 1 to 1995 code for a protein of 664 amino acids.
AUGGACUCCGAGGCUGGCUCUGCUGCGGCCCUGGCUCUGCGACAGUCUUUUGGCGACCGCAAACCUAUUGACAUCAGCCGCAAAAUCACAGCGUGCGUUGCCUGCCGCAAACAAAAGAUCAAAUGCCACAUGACCAAUGGCGCCCCGCCUUGUACACGUUGUAAAAAGCGCGGCUUAUCCUGCGUCGUCAACCGAAGUCUACAAAUGCUCCUUGAAGGGGAUGUGGCGUGGAAGACGAACAUCGAGCAGAGGCUGUGUUCCCUGGAAGAAUAUAUCUCUAUCAAUCAACUGGAGCGACCCCAAUCUCCCACCAUGCCCGGCCCAAAUGCUUCUGCAUUCAGUCAUGGCCGAAGUAAUUCACCGAACCAAGAUCCAGCUCAAAGUCAUUCAUCCGCGGAAAUGGCCGUCUCGAAUGGCUCGCCAAUCAGCCUCGACCGUCAGGAGGGAAGUUCUCGAAGUCUAGUCCAGACGCCAAAUCCUCCUGGUCCACAGAAUGAACGGUGUCGCUGGGAAGUUGUGAUGGACCUCGACAAGGGCCCGGGCAUCGUUCCGGCAUCCUGCGUGUCAGAAGUAUCAGACUCAUCACUCAGUCCAACUCAUCAAAACCGGACAGUGCACUUGGACCUCAUCGAUCGUGGCAUCAUCACUCUCAAAGAGGCAGAAUCUUUUUUCGGUAUAUAUUACCGCCGUCUCGAUCACUUUAUAUACCGGAUGCUGUCCGAGCACGACUCACUUGCAAGUGUGCGGACAAGUUCUCCUCUUUUGACCGCCGCCAUCUGCACCGUCGGGGCUCUCCAUACGCCUUCGACUCAGCAUUUUCAGGCAUGCUACCAACACUUCGUCGACCUUGCCUCGGCCAGAAUGUUUGCACGGGGACAUACGCAGGAUGAUGUUCGAGCUCUGUGUAUCGGUGCCUUUUGGUUGCAUGACAUUUCGUGGACCCUUGUCGGCGCAGGCACGUCUGCUCGACUGGCAGGUGAAUUGAAUCUCCACCGAUGCAUUCCCAAAGUCCCCCAUACCAAGAAAGCUUGUCAUCUACGCACCCGUCUCUACUACCACGUCUAUGUCUGCGAUCACCAUUUCUCCGUCGCAUACGGAAGACCGCCGUUGACUCGGGAUUUCGGCUUCGUCACUGCUCCCAGCGACUUUUUGAAAUCGGAUUUCGCUACCAAAGAUGACGAGAGGCUGGUGAGCCAAGUGGAACUCUGGUCCAUCAACACCCGUGUUUUCGAUCACUUCAGCUUGGAUCCCGAUUGCCAUCUGUCGGUUCAAUCGGUCCCUCAACUCCGUCGACUCAGCAUCGCCUUGGACACCUGGCGCGCGGACUGGAAUGAACGAUUGCCUACGAACGAAUAUGUGAGCAACUACCCUCGCAAAGGAGUCGGCCUACACUACCAUUUUUCUAAACUGUUUCUUUGCUCCCACGUGUUUAGAAGGGCGCCUGCCCUAGAAGGCGACCUCUCGCACCUGGAGCCCGACCUAGAAGAGAUCGCCACCGGGGCCCUUCAUGCGGCCACCUCGAUCCUGCAAGUGACGGUGGCAGACCAGGAAAUCCAGUCCCACUUACAUGGGCUCCCGGCAUACUUCGAGACCAUGAUCGCAUUUGCCUUUGUCUUCCUAUUGAAAGUCACGAUCAAGAGUCCGGCCAAUCUGCGGAUCGACAAGACCGGCAUCUCUGAGACGUUGGGUAACCUAGUCACAGUGUUGGAGGGCAUAACAGCCAACAUGCAUCCUCGGCACCUAUUGACUUCCAUUGCAAGCAGUAUGCGAAAGUUGCUCGUGCGCUGUUGGCCCACCGGGGCACCGGAAGCAGAGACACGGACGCAGCCGGCGGCUUCGUCUGGACCAGCCACCUUCGAGGCCGACAACCUGUGGCUCAGCCGAACAGAUGCCAUGUUCCUGGAGCAUUACGAUUUCUUGUAUUCGCCGGGCGCGGAUUUCAAUUUCGACAUUGAUUUGGACUCGAUGCAGUACAACGGGCGAGACAGCUGUUGA